This is a messenger RNA of Morone saxatilis (striped sea-bass), 1596 nucleotides long. It is a transcript of the gene yjefn3, whose product is annotated as YjeF N-terminal domain containing 3. The transcript is spliced from 6 exons. The record is from RefSeq and is a predicted model, not a curated record. Gene Ontology annotation, cellular component: mitochondrion. Gene Ontology annotation, molecular function: NAD(P)HX epimerase activity. Bases 278 to 1027 code for a protein of 249 amino acids. NCBI's taxonomy places the organism in Eukaryota, Metazoa, Chordata, Actinopteri, Moronidae.
ACAGAGAGGAGAGGCAGAGAGAUAUAGAGAGGCGAGAUUCAGAGUGUGUGUGUGUAGCAGCCAGUAAUUACCUUCCAGCGUCUGAACCAAUCAAGAGCCAUAGAGAGAGAGAUAACAGAGGGAGGAAGCCCAUUUAGAUUCUCAGUCUAUUCCCAGGCAAAGAGGUAGACAGUGUGUUUAUUGAAUCAGAGUCAGAGAGAAGGAACGGAAGUGUUUUCUUUGGAGCGGCACAGCUCAUCCUUUCUCAUAUUUGCCGAGUCGUGCUGGGGGAAAACAGAUGGACAAGAUGAACCACAGCUCAGCUGAGGCAGAGGCUGAAACCAUAGAACCACUGCGUUACCUCAGUAAAGAGGAGGUGGCAGCUAUCGAGACAGAGCUACUGAGAGACUACAGGUUUGGACAACAGCAGCUGAUAGAGAUUUGGGGACAAGCUUGUGCCAUCGCCAUCACUAAGGCCUACCCUCUCAGCUCUCUAGCAAAGAAGCAACCAACCGUGCUGGUGAUCUGUGGUCCAGAUCAAAAUGGCUCCAUUGGCCUGGUGUGUGCCCGACACCUGCGCAUAUUUGAAUAUGAGCCCACAAUCUACCACCCUAAACGCUCCUCUCAAAGUCUACACCAGGACUUCACAGUUCAGUGUGAGAAGAUGGACAUCCCUUUCCUCUCCUACCUCCCCACAGAGGUCCAGCUCAUAAACGAUGCCUACAAUCUAGUGAUUGAUGCCAUGCUGGGCCCAGAAGCAGAUUGUGCCAACAUUAAGGAGCCCUACUCUGGUAUUCUGGUGACCCUGAAGCAAAUCAAGACCCCCAUUGUCAGUGUGGAUGUGCCCUCAGGUUGGGAUGUAGAAGAACCGAGUCAGGACGGGAUUAAUCCAGAUGUUCUCAUCUCACUUACAGCACCAAAGAAGUGUGCCAUGAGUUUCUCGGGGAAGCAUUUCUUGGCCGGACGCUUCCUGCCCUAUGACAUACAGAAAAAAUACGAGCUUAACCUCCCAGACUACCCUGGCACAGACUGUCUCAUAGAAUUGUAACACAUGGGAAACAUGAAAGCCAGUGUGGCCACUUCUAAUUUUCAAAAACGUACGGUUAACCUAUUCUCUUGUUUUUUAUUUUAUAGAUUGUUAAUGUGAUUUAAUGUUAACAUCUCAGUUGUGUAGAUCAGGCUACACCUUAGCCAAAUGUGCUGUUGAGCUACAGUAGAAGGAUAAUAUUUAGAAACUGUGGUUUGAAUCAUGUCUUUUUAGGUAAUGGCAUGAGGAGUUUUUGUGUCAGUCUACUUGUAAAAGCUGUAGCAUUACACUGUUUUCUGAUUACUUUGCAAAAGACAGAAAUGUCUUUUUCCACAGUUGGCAAAGAAAGAUGAAUCUAUGACACCAACCACUGGAAUGUUUUUUUUAAGGUUCAUUAUGUUCAUGUUCUGAUGCUCUUUUCUUCUUCUGUUCUACUGGAGUGUGCUGCUGCGAUAACUUAGUGUAGGUUGGCAACUUUGAAUUUUCUGUUGUGUUUUUGGUUUGUCAGCCUGCACUUCUGCAUUGGUUUUAUUUCAAUUUCUUUAUUAGCUGUUACAAAAGGCCAAGACAGUUCUCGUUGUCCAAUAAAA